AUGGAGGGUUGCUCUUAUUACUUGGCAAUGGUACUGGUUCAGCUAAUAUAUGGUGGAUCAAACAUCCUCAUAAAAUUCUCCCUUGCAGAAGGACUCAAUCCAAUUGUGUUCGUCGUUUACCGCGGCAUGUUGGAGAAGUUGAAGAUUAGAACUGCUAGAGGUCAAGAUAAGGUGGCUGGCACACUUUUCUGCAUUGGUGGUUCUCUUGUUUUCACUUUCUGGAAAGGAGGAUACCUAUUUAAAGGUUUCGUAAAUAUAUCUGUUGGUGAGAUGAGGCAUGUGAAGGAAAACUGGAUCAAGGGGCUUUUCUUAUUCUGA
Messenger RNA from Prunus armeniaca (apricot), 318 nucleotides. Lineage: Eukaryota; Viridiplantae; Streptophyta; Magnoliopsida; Rosales; Rosaceae. The record is from the annotation of a GenBank genome assembly.